AUGAGAGCGUCCUUCGCUGCUCUGGCAGCGGCCAUCCUGGCUUUCACGGACAUCGCCACUUUGGCGCAUGCCCAAGACACUCGGCCGAUGGAAAACCUGGGCCGCGGUGUUGUGGCAGUGCGCUCUGGAGACGAGGAGGUCCUAGUCACUUGGCGGCUUCUGGGACUUGACCCCGAGGAUAUUGGGUUCAACAUCUACCGGGCGACCGGCGACGGGGAUGCAGAAAAACUUAAUUCCAAGGUGCUUACGGGUGGAACGAACUAUGUCGACUCCAACGUCACCACCAACAAAUCGAACAGUUACUUUGUGCGUCCCGUGGUCGACGACAAAGAGCAAGACAGCAGCGGAAAGUUCGUCCUUCCGGCGGAUCAAGAGACAGAGCCCAUCGUGCGAAUCCCUCUCCGUGAUAGCGGCAGCAUAAAAUAUGUUUGGGUGGGUGACCUCGAUGGGGAUGGAGAGUACGACUACGUCGUCGAUCGGACCAACGAGAGACAAAGCAUCGAGGCCUAUCUCGGGAACGGCACCUUUUUGUGGGAGGUGGGCUUAGGCACCAACAGCGAGAACCAGAACAACAUCUCUCCGGGCUCGACGGCCAUUAGUGUUGGCAACUGGGACGGAGUGACGGUCUACGACUUCGACAGUGAUGGAUACGCCGAGGUGGCCAUUCGAAUCGCGAAUGGUGUGACCUUCGGGGAUGGGGAGACCUUCAGCAACGACGACGAUAACGAACAAUGGGUGGCCAUCCUUGACGGAAAGACCGGCAAACUCAGAGCGAGGAGCAAGAUUCCCGAUGACUACAUCGAGAGUGGCCCACUGGCUGCUCGGUUCGGAGCCGGCUACCUGGACGGUAAGACACCUCAUCUCUAUGCCUUCAUGAAGAAUCGCAAUGAGGACAAGUCAUUCAACCGCGUUCUCGGGGCCUGGACAUUCGACGGUGACUCUAUAACCGAGCAGUGGAUCCUGCUGAACAACGCAACUGAUGGCGCGGACGGCCACAACACCCGUAUCAUCGACUUGAAUGGCGACGGAAAGGACGAGGUCGCAGAAAUUGGCUUCGUCGUCAACGGAGACGGCACCAUCCUCUAUGAAAUGCCUGAGCCUGUUAUCCAUGGCGACCGGUUCCACAUUGCCAAAAUGGACCCCGAGCGAGACGGACUGCAGGGCUACGGCAUCCAGCAAGACAACCCCGAGAACCUGAUGGAGUACUACUACGACGCCGCCACCGGCGAGUUCAUCUGGGAGCACUACGCAGACGAGACUGGCGACGUCGCGCGUGGCAUGGUGGGCGAUAUCGAUCCCACGCACCCCGGCUACGAAGCCUGGUCCUUCUCGGGGGUGUACAACGCUCCUUCCAACGAACUGACGGUCGAGGAUACCACUCAGUACCCCUGGCCUCACCUCGGCCUCUGGUGGGAUGGCGACGAGCUGCUGGAGCUGCUCAACGACGGCAAGAUCGAGAAAUGGGACUGGGAGAACCCAAGCGUAUCGGGCAGCGUUCCUCGACUGGUCACAACUAGUAAAUUCGGCGCGACCAACCCGGGUGGUCGAUACCCUGGCUUUGUGGGGGACAUUCUCGGCGAUUGGCGCGAGGAGGUGAUCAUGACCAACGACGCCAACGAUGAGCUGGUCAUCUUCACCACCGACCAGCCUAGCGACAUCCGACUGUAUACGCUGGCGCAUAACCCGGCCUAUCGCAACGCUAUGACUUUGAAGGGUUACAUGCAGUCUCACCACGUGGAUUAUUUCCUUGGCAAAGACAUGGAGACUCCUGCGCAGCCCAAGAUUCACUACGUGGGUGCUUAG
Messenger RNA from Aspergillus melleus, 1803 nucleotides. RefSeq lists its product as uncharacterized. The transcript has a single exon. The record is from RefSeq and is a predicted model, not a curated record. NCBI's taxonomy places the organism in Eukaryota, Fungi, Ascomycota, Eurotiomycetes, Eurotiales, Aspergillaceae. Bases 1 to 1803 code for a protein of 600 amino acids.